Messenger RNA from Planococcus citri (citrus mealybug), 1965 nucleotides. RefSeq names its product juvenile hormone esterase-like. The record is from RefSeq and is a predicted model, not a curated record. NCBI's taxonomy places the organism in Eukaryota, Metazoa, Arthropoda, Insecta, Hemiptera, Pseudococcidae. The coding region runs from base 120 to 1790 and encodes 556 amino acids. Gene Ontology annotation, molecular function: serine hydrolase activity. The transcript has 10 exons.
ACUGAACGUGUAGGUAUGUGCAGCGAUCACAUUAGCAGGUAUAAUCUACGUAGUAAACCAAGUUAUGUACAUAAUGUGUGUUAGGUAUCAAGUUUCGAUACCAAGUUCUCAAAAGAAAAAUGGGCCUUCUUCACAGUCAGUUUUCAUACAUUUUUUCGCAAAUUCGGUAUGCUAUCUGCCCUCCAAAUAUCGCGCAAAUUGCGCAUUUAAUCGUUGAAGUAGAACAAGGAAAAUUACGUGGUAAAGAAAGCAUCGCUAAAUACAGUAGAAAAAAAUACUGCAGUUUUUUGGGAAUUCCAUACGCCAAACCACCUGUGGGCAAUUUACGUUUCAUGCCUCCUGAAGAUUGCGAUCCAUGGGACACUUUGUAUGACGCAACAUACGAAAGAUCAGAUUGCAUGCAAUAUGAUGCUCUAUUAAUGCUGACUUUAGGAGGAGAAGAUUGUUUGCACAUGAAUAUAUUUACACCUCAACCUCCAAAGAUGAUUCGAGAUCUCCUACCAGUUAUGGUCUUUCUUCAUGGAGGUGGUUAUUGUUGUGGUUCUGGAUCCAGAAAAUUAUAUGGUGCGGAUUUUCUGAUAAAUCACGAUGUCAUUCUAGUUGCUCCGAAUUUCAGACUGAAUGUUUUUGGUUUUUUGAAUUUAGGAAUUAAAGAAUGUCCUGGAAAUGUCGGGUUAAAAGAUAUUAUAUUUUCAUUACAAUGGGUGAAAAGGAACAUUCAAAAUUUUGGCGGUGAUCCUGAUAAUAUAACUUUAUUUGGCCAAAGUGCAGGAGCAAGCGCAGUUCGUUGUCUGCAGAUAACCCCUUUAGCUCGAGGUUUAUUUUCGAAAGCUAUUAUUCAAAGUCCUGGUACUUGUGACUUGUAUCGGCCACAUGAUGAUCCGAUCGAGAUGGCGUUCAAAUUAGGAGCAAAACUAGGAUAUUUAGGAACGGAUCGUUUAAAAUUGGUUCAACACUUGAGGAAACUGUCGUGUUCCGAGCUAUUUCGAGCUGUUUCCUACCUAAUAGACGAUAAAGUUACGAAAAUAGUGGAAUUUGGACCAUCAGUUGAGAGUAUCGCUGAAGGCGCCGUAAUGCCUCCAGACUUUGAAGAACUAGCCAAACAUAGUACACCGAUGCCAACAAUUUAUGGAUGCAUGCCUGCAGAAGGAUCUGUUUUAUUGAUAGUGAGAAAAUCAAUGCAGCGGAGGAUAAGAGAUUGCAUGAAAUUAUUGACAGAAAAUUUCAAAAUGAAUCCGGAAUUAUAUCCUGCAAUGGAGAAAGAAAUGAGGAAAAUAUACUUCGGUGACAAGCAGGUUGCCAACAGCACGGCAGACCAGUUGAUUGAUUUACUUACUGACAUGUUCGUUUAUACGAUGCCUGAUGAUAUCAUCUCGUUAAUCAAUACGAAAGCUCCGAUAUAUCUGUACCGUUUCACCUACUUGGGCCGUCUGAACUUAGGAUCUGUAAUGAUGAGAUUGUUGUUCCCAUGGUUGUCUGUUUUGAACAAUUUUAAAAAGGCCCAGCAUGUAGAUGAACUAGCUUACUUGUUUCAUGUGAAAUUAGCAGUAUACCCACCAUUAAGCGACAGCAAUAAGAAAAUGAUUCAUCUUAUCACUACAAUGUGGACAAACUUUGCCAAAACGGGAGAUCCUUCGACCUCUGAGGUAAAAUGGAAACCAACUACACAUGACGAUAUGUGCUAUUUAGAAAUCAAUGAUGAGUCUGAAAUGAAGUCCGGAACCAUUUAUGCUGAAACGCUUGUGAAGUUACACGAAUUACUUGAUCCCGUUGUUGAAAAAUUUCUGUAGCGAGUCUGAGUCUACUUGUUAAUGGAUAAUGGCAUGCACUGCAGAUAAUUUUCCUAGGAUAUACUGUAAUGUUUCCAAUGUUGGGCUAUACUUGGGACAAAUCGUAACUUGAGUUGAUAAAUUUCUUUAUUGAGCAGAAAAUGCUCAUCUGUAAUAAACAUGUGAUAUUUUGACA